CCGAGAGAACACCAUGUCCGAUGUCGCGUCGCAAACGCUUCCUCAAACUCCUCUUCGGCCUCCUCCUCGGUGUUUUGGUCUCUCAGUUCACCUACCGCGAGCCGGUGUGCGACCUCGCUGAAGACGGCGUCCAGGACCCGGUGCCGGGCCACGGGCUCGUCCUCGUGGGGGUGAUGACGGCGGCCAAGUACCUGGACACGCGCGCGCGCGCCGUCUACGACACCUGGGGCCGCCGCGUCCCCGGCAAAAUCCUCUUCUUCUCCUCGGAGGGCUCCGCCAGCCGGCACGUCCCGCUGGUGCCGCUCCCCCACGUCGACGACGCCUACCCGCCCCAGAGGAAGUCCUUCCACAUGCUCAAGUACCUCCACGACCACUUCAUCGACGACUUCGAGUGGUUCAUCCGCGCCGACGACGACGUCUUCGUCAAGACCGAGCAGCUGGAGGAGCUGCUCCGCGGGGUGGAUUCGAGGAAGGCGUGGUUUAUCGGACAGACGGGGAGGGGGAGUAGCGAGGAGUUCGGGAUGUUGUCGUUGGAGAGUGACGAGAAUUUCUGUAUGGGAGGGCCGGGGGUGAUUUUCAGUCGGGAGACGCUGAAGAGGGUGGCGCCACACGUGGAGGAGUGUCUUGGGAGGUUGUAUACGACGCAUGAGGAUGUCGAGUUGGGGAGGUGUGUGAGGAGGUUCGCCGGGAUUUCGUGCACGUGGUCCUACGAGGCGAGUGACUGCGAUUGUAAGAUGCAAGUCAUUUUAUACCACAACCAAAGCGGGGAAGCUGCAUUCAGUGGCGAUCUUAAACAGAAAGAAGUCCAUCGAGCGAUCACUUUACACCCAGUCAAGCAACCUCAACACAUGUAUAGACUCGAUAAAUACGUCAAGGGUUUGAAAAUCCAGUCGUACCAACAGGAGUGCAUCGACCUCCAUCGCGGAAUCGCCUCGUCCAUGUCCCAAUUGGGUUUUGCCAUUGGGCAUUUGCCCAACGCCAGUCUAGUCGAAGGUCUGCCGCUUUUUCCCGCGACGAGAGGGUCACGAGGCUACUUGGGUGACAUCACACUAUUAGGCAUGCCUCAGAGUCUGACGAGGCACAAGCCGAGGAAUUUGGACGAAGUCCUCGACUGGGAACUCAUCUCCAAGACUUUGUACUCGUAUAAGGACUUAAAUCCGAGACGGCGAAUCGGAUCCUCACUCAAAGAAGGCCUAAAUGACGUCGUUCGUGACAUUAUGGAACUUAUAAACUCGUAUUCGAAGCAACGAGGACGUGUUAUAGACUUCAAGGAGAUUCUCUACGGCUAUUGGAGGCUUGACCCCGUGCAUGGGGUUGACCUAAUUUUAGAUCUUUUGCUCGUUUAUCGGAAAUACAGGGGGCACAAAAUGACAGUUCAAGUGCGACGACAUGCUUAUGUCCAGCAAACGUUCACAGGUAUUUUCGUUCGUGAAGUUGGCAAUUUUGACUCAUCACCUACCGACGCCGUCCCCGUUCACAAGAAAAUUGUCAAACACAUAAUUUCAACAUUCGAGCAAAUCCCGCCGAUUUUUCCAUCGGUCAUCGCCCCCAAACGUCAAACAAUCAACUUUAUUUUGCCUCUGAGUGGUCGAUUUGCAACGUUUCGGCGCUUUUUGAAACUCUACGAAGACGUUUGUAUCAAACAACAAGAGGAGACUAAACUAUUUGUGAUUUUGUAUCAAAGUGAGGGUUUUGAGGACAGUCGGGGGGCUAUAGAGGGGCUCCAGCGGAGAUAUUCGGACAGUGGUGUGAGUGUGGUGUAUAUAAACGAGACUUUUAGCCGAGCUAAAGCCCUAGAAUAUGGGCUAAAAUUUUUGAGUGAUGAUGAUUUGGUGUUGUUUAUUGACGUUGACAUGGUUUUUGACGCACGAAGUCUACAACGAGUGCGUCAAAAUACGGCAAAAGCCCGGAGUAUUUACUUUCCGGUUGUUUAUAGUUUGUAUGACCCGAAAAUAACAAACUGGAGUUUUCCGGACGGUUUUACCAUCGAUGAAGAAUCCGGUUUUUGGCGCCAAUUCGGUUUCGGUAUAGUCAGUUUGUAUAAAAGUGACUACCGGAAGUUGGGUGGUUUGAAUUUACAUAUUUCGGGGUGGGGGUUCGAAGAUGUCGCUUUUUACGACACCGCUAUCCAAUCAGAAUUGAGAAUUGUGAGGAGCACCGAUCCCGGAUUGGUCCACAUAUACCACCCAAUCAAAUGUGAUAUUAAUUUAGACACAAAUCAAAGAAAUAUGUGUUUGGGGACACAAGCGAAUAUGUUAGGUGGACGCAAACGAUUGGAGGAGAUUUAUCGCCGACAUAAACAUUUGUUUUCUUGACUGUGAUUGUAGAGUCGUGGGGACUCGAUUUUAUGUUCCUGGUGUGAAAUAAUCUCACGGUGACAUGACAAGGCUGAGCUUGAAAUUAAGAUGAAAUUGAGAUUUUAAAUGCCAAAAUGUACUGCCAUAUAGUGUGAAAGACAUGUCGAAAAUAAAACGUUUUCUGAA
Molecule: messenger RNA, 2483 nt
Organism: Tribolium madens (black flour beetle)
Lineage: Eukaryota; Metazoa; Arthropoda; Insecta; Coleoptera; Tenebrionidae
Gene: Chsy
Product: chondroitin sulfate synthase 1
Exons: 6
Coding region: 21-2315 (764 amino acids)
Cellular component (GO): Golgi cisterna membrane
Molecular function (GO): glucuronosyl-N-acetylgalactosaminyl-proteoglycan 4-beta-N-acetylgalactosaminyltransferase activity
Source: RefSeq, a predicted model, not a curated record